AGCUGUUCACAGCUACGACAAAGGUAAACACUUGCGCAUUGCGUGAGAGUUGAAAGGCGCGAACCGUAUUGAGAUUUUUCUGUGUGUCCACGAAUAAGUGCAUAUUUAUAUUUAUAUAUAUUGCUCCCUUAGCAAAGAAGGCAAGUGAAAAUGGGUCCGCGAGUUGCUGGCUUUCUCGUUGGCGGGUUCGUCACAGCGUCUGUCUCUGCUGCGCUCUUUCAUUACGAUUUCUUGCGAAAACAGGAAGUGACAAAUAAGAAGACUGAAGAGGUCGCGCUGCAGGCUGACAUCAUCGUAAACCGGUUUCGUGUGAUUGAAAGUGGACUCCGCACGCUGAGCAAACGCGAAGAAGCAGCUGCGGCCGCGGCGGCUGCAGCCGUCACUCCCAAUACUGCCAUUUCGCAGUCGUGA
Leptomonas pyrrhocoris is the source of this 411-nucleotide messenger RNA. RefSeq lists its product as hypothetical. Lineage: Eukaryota; Euglenozoa; Kinetoplastea; Trypanosomatida; Trypanosomatidae. The transcript has a single exon. Bases 151 to 411 code for a protein of 86 amino acids. The record is from RefSeq and is a predicted model, not a curated record.